GCGCCCGGGACACGCCAUUCUCACAGUUUGUAUUUACUCUGGUUUUUCUGGCAAAAUAAAAAGAUGUCGGAGUCUGCUCCAGUUGCUCCUGCUGCUCCCGCACCUGUGGAGAAAACACCUGCAAAGAAAAAGGCGAAGAAAACAGGGACAGCCGCUGGAAAGCGCAAGGCAUCCGGGCCCCCGGUGUCCGAGCUCAUCACCAAGGCAGUAGCUGCCUCUAAAGAGCGCAGCGGCGUGUCACUGGCCGCACUCAAGAAGGCGUUAGCUGCCGCCGGAUACGACGUGGAGAAAAAUAAUAGCCGCAUCAAGUUGGCUCUCAAGAGCCUGGUGAGCAAGGGCACCUUGGUGCAGACCAAGGGCACGGGUGCUUCUGGCUCCUUCAAGCUCAACAAGAAGGCGGUCCCUGGAGAAGCUAAGCCAAAGGCUAAGAAGACCGGUGCAGCCAAGCCCAAGAAACCAGCUGGGACAGCCAAAAAGCCCAAGAAGGCGACGGGGGCGGCCACCCCGAAAAAGAGCGUCAAGAAGACUCCAAAGAAGACAAAGAAGCCAGCAGCAGCUGCCGGUACCAAAAAAGUGGCUAAGAGUCCGAAAAAGGCAAAAGCAACGAAGCCCAAGAAGGCGGCCAAGAGCCCAGGAAAGGUCAAAGCUCCUAAGCCCAAGGCAGCCAAGCCUAAAUCGGCGAAACCGAAAACUACGAAGGCAAAGAAGGCGGCUCCCAAAAAGAAGUAGCUGUGGAGGCCCCUGCUUUGAAAUUCUCAAAGGCUCUUUUCAGAGCCACCCAUAGAGCUCAAGCGGAAGAGCUGAAUAACACAAGCCAUGUUAAUAUUUCUAGCCCCCUUGAUUUUCUUGAAACUGCCGCCCUGAUGUGAUUGGCCAUUCUGUAACGCCCCUGACCGUGCACGUUGCAAAGAAUGCAUAAUAUGUAGACAGGGUCUUACAAUUCCUGUAAACGACAGUUUGGUUCUGCAAAGAACCUUUGGCCUACGAAACUGCUCAUUUGCCCAUGAUAGCCUUUAAGUCUUGGGCAGGGUGUUACCCGGCCCAGUAACUUCCGCUCGCUGUCGCGGAUGGCCAGCUGUAUGUAGGUGGGUGAGAUGAUGCGAGUCUCGUCAAACGCGUUGCCAGCCAAGCCGAGGCUCUGACUACCAGGUACUAAAGCACCGCCUCCGGAUACAUCCGGACGUCGGCCCCCAGAUGUUCGGCACAGCAGCCCUGCGCGGAGCAGACGGUGCACUCGCCCCACAAGAAAUUGCAGACCAGCUGGAAAAGAGCGCUGGGCGUGGGCAUUCCCUCCCUUGUCUCCCGCGCCUAGAUACACUGGAUCAAAAAGAAUGCGGUUCUGUUCAAAUCAGUCUGAGGUGGGGGCCAUGAUGGUAGUUAAAACGUUUCGUAAAAUCUCCUUUCCUAUUGGUUUGCAGGCUCUUGAAAGUCAACCAAUCUAAAUGCGUCACCUUGAGGAAUGGAUUCCUGAGGCAAUACUGCACCAAUUAGAGAUUUAGACAUUAAAAUUCACUUCGGCUGUGAAUCAAUGGAAAAGUUUGGAUUUUUUUCCCCGAAAUCAAAGAAACCCUCUCAGGGGCGAUUCACGCUGUAGUCAUUCUGAUUAUUUCAUGAUUCCACACUAAACCAUAUAAAAUGCAACUUGGUCAGUUUAAUGUAAUCUCCCCCCUUCUCUAGAUUCUUUCCCCAUAGAUUGCUGAGUCCCUCCGGAGACAUAAUUGGAUGUCCAGGUUCUUUUGGUGGAAUAAGCAAGGAGUAGGCAGAGAAAAACAAA
Choloepus didactylus (southern two-toed sloth) is the source of this 1774-nucleotide messenger RNA. RefSeq names its product histone H1.3. The transcript has a single exon. Gene Ontology annotation, cellular component: nucleosome. The record is from RefSeq and is a predicted model, not a curated record. Gene Ontology annotation, biological process: nucleosome assembly. NCBI's taxonomy places the organism in Eukaryota, Metazoa, Chordata, Mammalia, Pilosa, Megalonychidae. Bases 64 to 729 code for a protein of 221 amino acids. Gene Ontology annotation, molecular function: DNA binding; structural constituent of chromatin.